Acytostelium subglobosum LB1 is the source of this 636-nucleotide messenger RNA. RefSeq lists its product as hypothetical. The annotation marks the transcript as partial. The record is from RefSeq and is a predicted model, not a curated record. Gene Ontology annotation, molecular function: RNA binding; RNA endonuclease activity; sequence-specific DNA binding. NCBI's taxonomy places the organism in Eukaryota, Evosea, Eumycetozoa, Acytosteliales, Acytosteliaceae. Gene Ontology annotation, cellular component: cytoplasm; nucleus. The transcript is spliced from 3 exons.
AAUCAGAAUGAUAGACGAGAGAGGAUUGUAAAGAUAAGUCGUGAUAUAACUAUCAAUAGUAAGAAGGUGAUAUCUACAUUACAGAGUUAUUGCUUUGAAGAUCAACAACAAUUGAUAGAUCAAUCGAAUAAGGAUCUGGAUAAGAUAAAUAUGAUGAUUGCACAGAUAAUGAAAGAGUUGGAGAAUGAGGAGUAUUGGAAGUAUCAACGAUCAUUCACAUGGGGACUUCAAGAGUACAUUGAAGCCGUAUCAUUCCAACACUAUCUAAUGACUCGUAAACUAGUCACUCUUGAUGAGAUACACAACAAGAUAAAGAAGUCAAUUGGAAAUGAAACAAUAGGAACGAUAAUAACGAUUGAGGACUAUUUACUUGGACUGGCAGACCUCACCGGAGAGUUGAUGAGAUAUGCAACAAACUGCGUGACACAGAAGAACUAUGAAGAAUGCUUCUUGGUCAAUGAGUUUGUAAGGACCAUCUACACUGGACUAAAGUAUAUACAUCUUUCAAAAGACCUUCAAUCAAAGGUUACAAUGGUUGAGGGCAAUCUACAAAAGGUCGAGAAGAUCUCUUGUAGUAUCCGAAUCAGACGAUCAGAAUUCCCAAACAGUGAUAUGAUGAUGAUCCAGAGCACUGAU